Molecule: messenger RNA, 1876 nt
Organism: Physcomitrium patens
Lineage: Eukaryota; Viridiplantae; Streptophyta; Bryopsida; Funariales; Funariaceae
Molecular function (GO): protein binding
Source: RefSeq, a predicted model, not a curated record
CUGGCAGAUGGUAAUGAAUGUGCGAGUAGGUUCAAAGCUCAAAACCCAGAGACUUGCCCUUGGUUUCUGUUGUAUCCCGCAGAGGCAGCAGCUCGCCAAUUCUAGUGCGCAGUGCUAGCUCCAUCUCGGCCAGCUCUUUAGCCUCGUACUUAUGGUAUUAGAGGAUAUCUCAGUUCGGCCGCUGUGCUGGCUUCCUGACUGCAAAUUGCGUCGUAGUCUCAAUCUUUUCUUUUGAACCUGGGGACUUUGAUUGAGUCUGGUUGGUUAGAAUUUCGAGUCAGGUUCAUUGGUUUGAGCCCAAGUAGUUGGGAGUUUUCAGGAAGUUGUGUGGCGAGGUUUUAGUGUUUGGAAAGGGAAGGUUAAACAGGAUCGCUGCGGGAUGGCGGUAGCGAUGGAGGUAUCGUGGAGAGGGUCAGAGCUGGGUAGUCCAGUGUUGGAAGUAAAGAAAAAGCGUGCAUGGGGAGCAGAUGCUCAGAAACUGAUGCAACUGAUGAUGGGACAGCUCCCGUCCGAGGGUGCGAAACAAGCAGCCGAGCCAAGCGUUACACUGGAUUUGCUUGGCAAAGCCGAUCCGCCCUCUUCUGGUGAAGUGAAAUUGGAGUCGUCCUGCCUUGCUCCCACCUCGCCGGAGUUUCUGGAACUUGACCCCAGCGAAGAACCUCUUCCUUCCGUCUGGGAAAAAUGCCUAGACCUCAAGACUGGCAAGCUAUAUUACGUUAACAAGUGCUCCGGCGUAAGCAGUUACGAUGACCCCCGGAUGCGGAGCAGCACAGAAUUACCACUUGCCCAUGAGUUUUUAGGUAGUAAGCAGUCCGAGACCCUCAGGCAAGAGUGUUUUAAAGCCUCGUCGUCUUCUUCUUCAGGAAGUCCCCGUAACAGUAGCCGACACCAGCGAGGUUCUCAGCUCUUGCCAUUCUCUGCCCGCAAGCAGCAGUGGAACUUGCAGCUAGACGAUCGCCGGGUUACCUUGAGCAACCGGAACUCUCCAGAAUUAGCUGAUGAACCUGAAUCCCACUUGGAGUUGGAUCUAAACUUGGCCGCUGGUGGUGCUUCCUCCGCCUCACGCCGUUACCAACAACAAACUGUGUGCACCAUGGAGAUGAUCCAGAAUGCAUUGCAGAGAACAGAGUCCAUAACCAAUCUCGUCAAGAGGGAGUUUCUCUCGACUCAGCAGCAUAAACGCUCCUCUUCCUUCUCAUCCCUUAACUCCUCCCGGUCUGAGGCUUUGGGCGCCUCUCCUUCUACUAGCAGCUCCUCAUCCACCUCCUCACGAACCGCUCACAGAGCAGGACCUGUGGACGAGUCACGACAAUCCUUCAAGCUCUCUACAACAGGGGUAUGCGAAGCUGAGAGUGUCAAAGCUGAGAACAUUGUCGCAGUCUCCUCGGCGCUUGUGAUGGGAGCUUGCACACGGUGUCUCAUGUACGUGAUGCUUAGCAGAGAUGACCCAAGAUGUCCCAGAUGCGAAGCUGAGGUGCCAGUAGACUUUGGCAAUGCUCCGGUUUCUAAGAGACAAAGGGUAGGACCUCACUUUGGCUCGGAUAGAAGAUAGUGGUGGACGAUUAGGACUCCACGAGUAGUUUAGGUUUUCGGACUCAAUUUUGGGUUCGUUUCACAGGAACUGUCUUGGUUUCGUGUAGGAAUCAUAUCUUUGCGGAGUUCUCAACCGGCUUGAUCUUGCGGAUUCAGAGGUCGAACUAGGGAGGUGUUUUGGCUAGAACUUGCCCAGAAUGGGCUAAACGCAUACUCCUCUUUUUGUACAUUGUACAUGUAGAAGUUUUACGUCUUGCGGCCUGCUCGUAAGUAGCAGCAGCAACAACUUGUACCAUGGUUUCGUCACCAGUGCAUCAACAAUGAUCACUCGUAUCCUUCUCUA